Molecule: messenger RNA, 1812 nt
Organism: Zingiber officinale
Lineage: Eukaryota; Viridiplantae; Streptophyta; Magnoliopsida; Zingiberales; Zingiberaceae
Product: pentatricopeptide repeat-containing protein At4g02820, mitochondrial-like
Exons: 2
Coding region: 81-1631 (516 amino acids)
Cellular component (GO): mitochondrion
Molecular function (GO): protein binding
Source: RefSeq, a predicted model, not a curated record
UCCCUGAUGUGCCGCCCUCAAAUGAGCCAGGGCGGCCAUUUGUUCGGAAACGAGAAGAAACGCGCGGCGCCGGCGGCGACAUGCUUGCGGCCCGCCGACUCCGCUUCCCUUUGGUCUCCGCUGCCACUCGCGCUCUCUCCUCUUCGCUUCUGCCCGACGACCUUGUCCCUCCCGUGGCUCCGACAACCAAAGUCAGACGCGGCGCCGGGAGCGACACCCUCGGGAGGAGACUGCUCAGCCUCAUUUACCCCAAGCGUAGCGCCGUGGUGGUCCUUCGCAAGUGGGCGGAGGAGGGCAAGACCAUUCAAAAGUACCAGCUCAACCGCGUCGUCCGCGAACUACGCAAAUACAAGCGCUACAAGCACGCCCUCGAAAUAUGUGAGUGGAUGACAACCCAACAACAAAUUAAGCUUCUUCCUGGCGAUUAUGCUGUCCAUUUGGACUUAGUUUCAAAGGUUCGCGGUCUGGCUAGUGCCCAGAAGUUUUUUGAAGAUCUUCCUAUUAGGAUGAAGGGGCAAUCUACCUGCACUGCUCUCCUUCAUACUUAUGUCCAGCAUGAAUUGUUGGAUAAGGCUGAAUCUCUAAUGGAAGAAAUGUCGUCUCAUGGUUUACUUAGAUGCUCUCUUCCAUUUAACCAUAUGUUGACACUCUACAUAUCGAAGGGUGAAAUGAGUAAGAUACCGAAUUUACUCAAGGAUCUGAAAAAAUAUGCAUCUCCUGAUGAAAUCACCUACAAUUUAUGGUUAAGUGCUUUUGCCAAGAAAGUGGAUGUCACUGGAGCAGAAAAGGUUCUUCAUCAGAUGAGUAAAGACAAGAUAGGGCCUGGCUGGGUGACAUACAGCAUAUUAGCUAACAUGUAUGUUAAAGCAGUUUGUCAUGACAAAGCACGAGAAGCUUUGGCGGAGAUGGAGAAACGGGUCUUCAGAAAAGACCGCGAAGCCUAUUGCUCCCUUAUUAGUCUUCAUGCAAGCCUAUCGGAUAAAGACAAUGUUUACAGAAUGUGGAGGAAAAUUAAAGCAACAUUUAGGAAGAUGAGUGACACUGAGUAUAAGUGCAUGCUUUCAUCCUUAACAAAGUUAGGCGACAUUGACGAAGCUGAGAGGAUCUACAGUGAGUGGGAGACGAUGUCUGAUACUCGAGAUUCAAGGGUUCCAAACAUCCUCCUUGGUUAUUAUAUCACGAAUGAUAUGUUCGAAAGGGCUGAGAAGUUUCUCUCACAGAUACUGGAAAAGGGUGUUAAGCCGAGCUACACUACAUGGGAGUUAUUUGCUUGGGGUAACUUGGACAAAAACAGAAUGGCCAAGGUGUUGGAUUGCUUAAGGAAAGCUUUGUCAAGCUUGGAGAAGUGGGAACCCAAUGUUAAACUAGUUAAAGCAGUCUUCUCCAAGAUCGAAGAGACAGGCAACAUCGAAGAUGCAGAGAAUUUCUUGGUUAUUCUCCGCCGUGCAGGAUACGUGACAACUGAGAUCUACAACUCAUUGCUUCGCACUUAUGAGAAAGCUGGCAGGAUGCCGCUGAUAGUUGCAGAACGCAUGGAGAAGGACAAUGUGGUGAUGGAUGAAAACACUCGACAUUUGCUGAGAUUAACAAGCAAGCUUUGUAUAGGUGAAGUUUCAGCAUUGAUUUCUUGAAGAACUUUUUUAACUGUUGCUCCAUUGGAUUUGUUUUACUCAAAAGGCCAAGGUAUUCAUUUGUUGAAGAACUAUUUUUGUUGUUGUUGUAUUGCACUUUAUUUUACUCAAAAGACCAAGAAAGCUAGAAAAAAAAAAUGUAAUGAUAAUGUUAUUAAAAUAUUUGAUUACUUCAAAAUAA